This is a messenger RNA of Prunus mume (Japanese apricot), 1616 nucleotides long. The record is from RefSeq and is a predicted model, not a curated record. NCBI's taxonomy places the organism in Eukaryota, Viridiplantae, Streptophyta, Magnoliopsida, Rosales, Rosaceae.
GCAAAUAGAGUAAAGAAUGAGAGAAAUAAAGGAGACAAACAUGGAGGCUCAGCCAGGAGUUGACCUUUACCAGUUGGGAGCCUGAGAGCUGAGAGAGAAACAAGUGAAAUAAACCUCUCAGAUUCAGAUUGGUUCCAUUUGGAUUUAGGGUUUUCUUUCUUCUUCUUCCCCAGAAGAAAGAAGAAAGAAGAUGAUGUUAAUGGUGUGGGAAGGAUAAUCAAACAAGCAAACAAAUCCCAAAACCGAGACAAUGGGGUGGAGGAAAAGCCGGUCAGCCAUGGCGGCACGGCACCACAUAUUGAAACCAGUUGGUCAAAACACUCUCUUCUUCUGCUAUUGUGUCUCUCUAAAUUGGGCUCCACAAAGAUGAAUUGCAGCGUUCAGUAACCAAACAGAGGUAUUUAUGUCUCAAAGAAAAGCACUUGCUUAUUAGCUAUGGAAAUUGAGAGAGCAACAACUGGAUUACUGGUUUGCAAAUACUCGUCGUGAAGAUCAGUCUUCUUCUGAGCCAUCUUUAGCACAUAGUAGUAAUCUUUACAAACCCUCCUUGAGUUUCAAGGAUGAGGGCUACUUCAGAAUCAGCAGAGUGGAUAUUUUUAGCCACUAACCUUGGCCUAGAGAUCUUGUCAGCUGCUUGUGAUCAGGCUUCCUCCCCAAGAAGACCCCACUAUGCACUAUUUGGGAUGCUGUUGGCUAUUGCAGCUCUGCUCAUUUCCAUUGGGGAGCUAAUUUACAGAGGUAAAAAGGAAAGAGUUGUGUUCAGGAGCCGGGGAAUGCUCAUGUGGUUUUAUCAUCCGCCAAUUCCUCCAUAUACGCCUUUUGGUACUCUUCCUGACAUUUAUGGACUAGUUGCUGGCAUCUCACAGUGCAUUUGCUCUAUAGUUCAGUAUGUUUACUGCCUUCGGCAUGCUGAUAAUCCUUUCAAAGCAUCCCUUUUGCCUGCCAUAUUUCUUGUGUGUUUAGGUGGUUCAAAACUAAGUAAUAACCGAAUGAACGCCAAUACCACUGAUAUAGAGGACUCCUGGGAAAAUUCUUCAAGCACGGAAGAAACUUCGUUGCAUCCAAUCCCGGAGUAUUAUGCACCUGCAAAUAUACCAUUUCUCUAUAAUCAGGAGGUAGAGGUUGAGGUCAACAUAGAGCAGCAGGAGCAAAGGCGGCAGCUGCGGCCGAUGCAGGAGCAUGUGCGGCGGCGACUGCUACAACCGGUGCAGGAGCAGGACAAGCGGAUGCUAGGCUUGGGGCUCUUGGGAUCUUGGGAAGUCUAAUAAAGACACCUAGAGUAAUUACCCAUUUUAUCGCGGUUGAGCUAGAAAAAGGACGUAGCGGGAAUUUGCAGAUUUGUCGUCCGAGCUCCGAUUAGGAUGCAAAAUACCAUUUCGGAAAGGGAAUGACGCCAUGAGUUAAACUUACUGCAGUACUGUAAGGUAUGAUGGAUUUUUGCAUCCUGAGGUCGUUUGGCCUUCCAAAACUGCAUUCAAAGUUUCGUAGUUAAUUUUCGGAAUAAAUUCUGUUUUUCAGUUUUAAUGUAAUAACUCCCUUAGCAGCUCAAGGGUUGAGAGAUGUGUAUUUAGACAGAUUUGGUGAACGUUUUUUCGGCAUCUCAGAUUUUAAUAAAA